Diversispora eburnea is the source of this 606-nucleotide messenger RNA. The record is from the annotation of a GenBank genome assembly. NCBI's taxonomy places the organism in Eukaryota, Fungi, Glomeromycota, Glomeromycetes, Diversisporales, Diversisporaceae.
AUGCAAAACCUAAAUUCUAAUAAUAAAUCAAUAACACAAGUUUUAGGCGAGCUUUCAGCCAACAUUGUCUUUAAGAUGUGGAAUUUGAAAAAAUGCGGCAGCUAUAGAUCUGCAGAACCACAUUUUAAGAAAUUUUGUACUGAGAUAAUAUCAAAAUCUCCAAUAUCCAAAACAACUGUCUUCUUGGCAUUAAAAUAUGUACAAAUGUACAUCAAAAAAGGAAAUAAUACCAAUUUUACCAAUGAAUAUCAGCUCUUCACCAUUGCACUUAUGUUGUCGAAUAAAUGGCUCAACGAUAAGAGAUAUGCAAGCAAGAUCUGGUCAGAAAUAUCCUAUAUCUCUCAAGCUGAUAUUGAUACUUUGGAGAUUUCAUUUUUGAAAUCUUUGAAUUUCAAAAUGCAUAUUACUGGAGAAGAAUAUUCAUUUUGGCUUAAUUGCAUAAAAAAGUAUCAUCUUUCUGAUAGACUUGAAUACUUGUUUGCUGAAAGAAUUGGAAAUAUGACUACCUUUCAACUAACUCUACCGAAACCAGGCUUUAAUUAUGAACAAACCAUUGAUUCAAAAGUCAUUGAAUCCCCGGCUGGAUUUCAAUAUAGGUUGUUCUAG